UCAUUAGCAAAAACCUUUAAUCCCUUCAUCUUUAAAUAAACGAUUACAAAUCUUUAAACGUUACUUAACUCCCUAUCCCAUCAAAAACGCCAUGAAAAUUUCAUGAAACAGAUUCUCUCACAUUCUUAUCCCUCCUCCCCAAAACGAUGACCACCAUUACUACUUCUCUCUUCUUGUUACUUGUUAUUUCAUGUGCUCUCCAAGUUUCUUCCAACGGAGACGCUGAGAUACUUAGCCGAGUCAAAAGUAGCCGGCUUAUCGACCCGGAUGGAAAAUUAAAUGACUGGGCCAUAACCGGAGAUAACCGGAGUCCCUGUAACUGGACAGGAAUCACAUGCGACUCCAAAAACGGCGCCGUAACGGCCAUAGAUCUCUCCGGCUACGGAAUCUCCGGUGGGUUUCCGUACGGAUUCUGCCGUAUACGCACCCUCGUCAACAUCACUCUCUCUAAAAACGACCUCAACGGUACAAUGGAUUCAGCUCCUCUCUCCCUAUGCUCCCGGAUCCACGUCCUGAUCCUCACGGAGAACAGCUUCUCCGGUAAGUUACCGGAAUUCUCGCCGGAGUUUCGUAACCUCCGCGUUCUCGAGCUGGAAUCCAACCUGUUCACCGGCGAGAUUCCAGAAAGCUACGGAGAGCUCUCAUCUCUAAGAGUUUUGAAUCUCAACGGCAACUCGCUCGCCGGAAUCGUUCCGGCGUUUCUUGGUAACUUAACCGAGCUGACUCGUCUCGAGCUCGCGUACGUCGGCUUCGAGCCUGGUCCGAUCCCUUCGACGUUCGGGAGCUUGACGAAGCUGAGUAACCUCCGGCUAACUAACUCGAACCUCGUCGGAGAGAUUCCCGAUUCGAUCGGGGAUCUGGUUUCGCUAGUGAAUCUCGAUUUAGCUAUGAAUGGUCUCUCCGGAGAGAUACCGGAGAGCAUCGGAAAGCUCAAAUCGAUUUAUCAGUUGGAGCUUUUCCUAAACAAGCUAUCGGGAAAGUUGCCGGAGAGCAUCGGGAACUUAACGGCGAUGAGGAAUUUCGACGUUUCGCAGAAUAAUCUUAACGGUGAGGUAACGGAGAAGAUCGCUUCUCUCCAGCUCGUUUCUUUCCAUCUCAAUGAUAACUUCUUCACCGGAGAGUUGCCACGUGUCAUAGCUUUGAAUCCUAAUCUCGUUGAUUUCAUGAUAUUCAACAACAGCUUCACGGGGACGUUACCUACGAACUUCGGUAAAUUCUCCGGUUUAACUGAAUUUGACGUCUCGACGAAUAAUUUCUCAGGCGAUUUACCGCCGUAUCUUUGCUACGGUAAGAAACUUGAAGGGCUAAUCAGUUUCGGUAAUCAGUUAAGCGGCGAGAUUCCGGAGUCGUACGGUGAGUGUGACUCACUUAAUUAUAUUCGUAUGGCGGAUAACAAACUCUCUGGUGAAGUUCCGGUUAAGUUUUGGGAGCUUCCUCUUACUCGUCUCGAGCUAUCCAACAAUCAGUUACAAGGUUCGAUUCCUCCGUCGAUAUUUAAAGCUCGUGAUCUCUCUCAGCUCGAGAUCUCCGGGAACAACUUCUCCGGUACGAUUCCGGCGAGAAUCUGUGAUCUCGGAGAACUCAGGGUCGUCGAUCUCAGCCGUAACCGUUUCUCGGGAUCUAUUCCGUCUUGCAUUAACCGUUUGAAGAAUCUGGAGAGAGUGGAGAUGCAGGAGAACGCGCUCGACGGCGAGAUUCCGAGUUCAGUGAGUUCGUGCGCCAAAUUAACCGAGUUGAAUCUCUCCGAUAACCGUCUCCGCGGCGGAAUUCCACCGGAGCUUGGUGAGUUACCGGUUUUGAACUAUUUGGAUCUUUCCGAUAAUCAGCUCACCGGUGAGAUUCCGGCCGAGUUGUUGAAGCUGAAGCUGAAUCAAUUCAACGUCUCCGAUAACAGACUCUCCGGUAAGAUCCCUACUGGUUUUCAACAAAAUGUUUUUCUACCGAGUUUUUUGGGUAACCCGGAUCUCUGUGCUCCGGAUAUGGAUCCGAUUCGACCUUGCCGAUCCAAACCCGAGCCGCGGCUCGUCCUGGUGAUCUCUGCCUUUUGCAUCGCUGCACUGAUCGGAGCUUUGGUUUGGCUUUUUAUCAAAACCAAGCCGUUAUUCCUGAGAAAACCGAACCGGACCGAUAAAGUAACUAUUUUCCAGCGAGUCGGGUUCACUGAGGAAGAUAUAUAUCCGCAAUUAACAGAGGAUAACAUAAUCGGGUCUGGCGGGUCGGGUUUGGUUUACAGAGUGACACUCAAGUCAGGCCAAACGCUCGCGGUGAAGAAACUCUCGGGAGGACCGGGUCGAAAACCCGAAUCUGAAUCUGUUUUCAGAUCCGAGGUAGAGAUUCUGGGUCGGGUCAGACAUGGAAACAUAGUGAAGCUUCUCAUGUGUUGCAACGGCGAAGAGUUUCGGUUUUUAGUGUACGAGUUCAUGGAAAACGGCAGCUUGGGUGACGUUUUGCAUUCGGAGAAAGAACAUCGUGCCGUUUCUGCGCUUGAUUGGACGACGCGGUUCUCGAUCGCGCUUGGUGCAGCUCAGGGACUUGCUUAUCUACAUCAUGACUCUGUUCCGGCGAUUGUUCACCGUGACGUCAAAAGCAAUAAUAUAUUGUUGGACCAUGAGAUGAAGCCACGUGUUGCUGAUUUUGGUUUAGCUAAACCGUUGAAAAGAGAGAACAAUAAUGGUGUCUCUGAUGUUUCUCCCAUGUCUUGUGUUGCUGGAUCCUACGGCUACAUUGCUCCAGAAUAUGGUUAUACGUCGAGAGUGAAUGAGAAGAGCGAUGUGUAUAGUUUUGGUGUCGUGUUACUCGAGUUGAUCACCGGUAAAAGGCCAAAUGAUUCGUCGUUUGGGGAGAAUAAAGACAUUGUUAAGUAUGCAAUGGAGUCAGCUUUGUGUUACUCUUCUCCAUCACCUGAAGACAAAGCUAUGAAUCAAGAUUCAGCUGGAAACUUUAGAGAUCUUAGCAAGCUUGUGGAUCCAAAGAUGGAACUUUCUACGAGGGAAUAUGAAGAGGUAGAGAAAGUUCUGGAGAUUGCGUUGCUUUGCACGUCAUCGUUUCCGAUUAAUAGACCGACCAUGAGGAAAGUAGUGGAGUUGCUCAAAGAGAAGAAGUCACUUGAGUGAGACACUUUAUUUUAAUAUUAGCAUUGUUACUUAAUUGAUAGAUGGACUAUUAGAAAACUAAUUAAAAAGGUUAAACAGCUAAUUAUUUCUUUCA
Messenger RNA from Raphanus sativus (radish), 3207 nucleotides. RefSeq names its product LRR receptor-like serine/threonine-protein kinase HSL2. The coding region runs from base 147 to 3113 and encodes 988 amino acids. Gene Ontology annotation, biological process: protein phosphorylation. The transcript is spliced from 2 exons. NCBI's taxonomy places the organism in Eukaryota, Viridiplantae, Streptophyta, Magnoliopsida, Brassicales, Brassicaceae. Gene Ontology annotation, molecular function: protein binding; protein kinase activity; ATP binding. The record is from RefSeq and is a predicted model, not a curated record.